Messenger RNA from Ictidomys tridecemlineatus (thirteen-lined ground squirrel), 4760 nucleotides. RefSeq names its product lysine rich nucleolar protein 1 (gene Knop1). The record is from RefSeq and is a predicted model, not a curated record. Lineage: Eukaryota; Metazoa; Chordata; Mammalia; Rodentia; Sciuridae.
CGCUGCGGCUUGAGGUCUGCCGCGACGCCGCCAUGGCUGCGGUUUCCAAGACAACGGCGUUCACCGAGCGGCCGCGAACCGGAAGGGGCCGGAACUCGCGGGGAUGGACCAGCGACUCGAAAUUGACUUCCGGGUCACGGCGGCGCUGGUCCUCACGUGGAGGCGGGGAGGUUUGGCCUGCAGGAAUGAUCACCAAGACCCAUAAAGUUGACCUGGGUCUUGGGGUCCCAGAGAAAAAGAAAAAGAAGAAAAAGAAGAAGGUGGUCAAAGAGCCAGGCACUCACUACUCAGUUUUAAGCUGUGACGAUUAUUUUGUUGAUGCUUCUCCUGUUAGGGCUGCAUCCCCCUCUAAGAACGUGGGCCAGGCGCAAGCGCAUGAGGUGCCUCUAGUGAAGAAAAAAAAGAAAAAGAAGGGCCGCGGCACCCUUUUCGAGGAGCAGCUGGAUUCGGAGCCCAGGCUGAGUGCCAGACGGACAGAGGCCUCACCCAGCCGCUGCAAGAAGCAAGCCCUUGGCCGCUCGGAGUCCUUCAGCAAGGAGAAGAAAAAGAAGAGGAAGUCUUCAUCGCUCAUCCCGUCCCAUGGCUCAGUGACAAAGACCUCCCAAGACACCAGAAACGGUGAGGAGGUGACCAGAGUUGGGAAGAAGCUCAGAAAACACAAGAAGGGGAAAAAGUCCGAGGACAUUGCAGCCUUCUCCAGCCAGGACCCGUGGCUCUACGAGGCUGGAGAUGCCCCCUAUGCGGGCUCCCUGGAGAACGAGGUCCAGGAGCAGGCAGCCUCAGGGCAGAAACGGAAGCAGGGGAGCCCCAGAGAAAGCAGCGCAAAGCUGAAGAAGAAAAAGAAAAUCCAUCAGGAAGGAGAUGCCCUGCUGGGCCACUCCACACUCCCCAGGGCCACAGAGAGCAGCCCUAGGAAAGGGAGGAAGAAGAAGCCGGUCUCAGUUGAUGUCCAAGAAUACAUUCCAAUAGGAGAUGGCCCUUUAUCCCCAGUGAAGAAGAAGGUGAAGUCCAAGAAGAAGGCAGAGCAGCCAGUCGUAGAGGAGCUGACUCUGAAAAGGAAGAAGAAGAAGAGGAAAGAGAGUGGGGUAGCAAAAGGCCCCUGGAAGGAGGAACCCGACACAGACUUGGAGGUGGUGCUGGAAAAGAAGGGCAACAUGGACGAGGCGCACAUAGACCAGGUGAGGCGAAAGGCCUUGCAGGAAGAGAUCGAUCGCGAGUCUGGCAAGACGGAAGCUUCUGAAGCCGGCGGGAACUGGACGGGAACCCAGUUUGGCCAGUGGGAUACUGCUGGUUUUGAAAACGAGGAGCAGAAACUGAAAUUUCUCAAACUUAUGGGUGGCUUUAAGAAUCUGUCCCCUUCCUUCAGUCGCCCGCCCAGCAUGAUUGGAAAGCCCAACAUGGCCAUGAGCAAGAAGGCCGCGGACACCCUGCAGCAGAACCUGCAGCAAGACUACGACAGGGCCAUGAGCUGGAAGUACAACCGGGGGGCCGGCCUCGGCUUCCCCACCACCCCGAGCAGAGUCUUCUACAUCGACAGGAACGCUUCCAAGUCUGUCAAGUUGGAAGAUUAAACUCUAGCGUCUUGGCUCCCCAAACAGCCCAAAUUGCUUUUCUUAUUUACUUUUGCAGAUGCAAGCCACCCAACAGUCCUCGAUGGGCUUGGACGGACAGGUGGGGACAGUUCAUGAGUUGGCAGCCAAGUGAAUGCGUGAGUGGCUGAAACCGCCUGUCUGUCAAAGCUUCCAUCCUGUUGGGCAACACCUGUGUUAAUGAUAGUGGCUCAGAGUCAGGGUGCAGCACAGGCCAGGCACGUGGCAUCCCUGCACCAAUGUAUUUAAUCAUGAUUGUGAAGUAGGUGCUAUCAUCCCUCCUACAGAUGAGAGGCAGCCGAGGUUCAGGGAUAAAGUAAUAAGGCCGCUGGGGGUCGCCAUGCACUUUUGUACCCCAGGCCCUUAGUCACACUUAGUGCUCUGAAUGCCCCAUCCAGGGACUUUACUGAGAUUGGAGGAAACAGAAGUUUUGUAACAUCUAAAUCUCACACAGGGAUGGAAUUCCUGAUGAAGAGCAAGCUCAUCUUCCUUCCCGCGACAGAGUAGCUACAAGCAAAGAGGUGUCUGAGGUGCCACCAAGCAGAUGUGGCUGUGUUACUGGGAGAUCACCUCUGUCCCAGCUGCUGUCUUUUCAUCUAAGUGCGGAGUUGGAUUUGACGUCCUUGUGCGCCCAUCCACUGGAUUUUGGACACGGCAUCUUAGAGAGCAUUAGUCAUGCCAGUCAACCAGUGGCACAUUUCCAGGGAUGCAGCUCAUGAUUUCCCUUGGUCGUAAAGAGAGAUCCUGGGUGACUGCUGUGGUGGAGACCCAGGCCCGAGAGCAUGACAUGGAAGUGUCAUCAGCUGUGGCAUGGCUUCCAGCUUGGGUUCUAAAGAGCCCCAGGUACCAUGACCUGGGUGACAGGUGCUGCCUUCUUUCCACUUGGUAGCAUUCUGCAUCUGAAUGGAGGAAUGUUCCAGUGAAGCCAAAGCAAAUCUCAUACUUGACCUUUCUCCUUUGAUCUUUUCAACAAUCUAGUUGAGCUGUUUUCUUUAGGAAAAGGAAUUAAAUGGUGAUAUAUGCUUUUCCUAAGUCUUCCGAGGUGCUUUAGGCACAUUCAAUUCCAGAUUUUAGUGCUUCUCUAACUCGAGGGUACAGUACACCGAGUGGGUGCCGUAAUGCACACCUGUAACCUCGGCAUCUGAGGCCCUUAAUAAUGUAGCAAAACCCUGUCUCAAUGAAAAAGGCUGGGAAUGUAGUGUAGUGGUCAAGUGCCCCUGGGCUCAAUCCUUAAUACUCCCCCUCCCCCAGAGGACUGCUUUUCCCAAGUUAUUUUAUGAAACACCAGAAGCAUAUUCCAGGAAAGAAAGUUCUCGCAUCCCUUUGUUACUCCCUAAAGGCCACUUGGGCCUCCCUGGUGCUUACUUAGGAACCAAAAGGCCACUUGUGCAAAGAAACGCGCAAGAGAGAGGCUGCUCGCUGCCCGGAGGACGAGAUUUGAUUUUAAUGCUCUGAUGAUUCCCUCAUUUUCAUUGUCAGAAUAACCUGGGGAGAGGCCAAAGCUUAAGCCAACCUGUGUGUAAAUGAAAGUAAAAAGGAAACUCGGAUCCCGGCAGGAGUUUCAGGCAAUACAGGUGCUCUCUGGGAGGGAGCUGCCAGGGUGCACUGGGUUAGGUCCUGGUCUGCAGCGGGAGCCUCAGGGCCAGCUCGGUCAGAUGGUUCAUGUCUGGCUGUUUGCUUCGCUUCUUGAUGUAUUCUAGAGUCUUCACCUAAGAAGAAAAAGAUCGUCUCAUUUUUGGUUCCUAACUCUCCUGGCAGCCUAGUUCUCUAGUGGCCUGGCAGUGUGCUUAUAGAGAACAGCAGUGGGGGGAAAUCGGAGUCUUGGAAGUAAAACUUCUUACAUCAUGAAUUGCCCCUAAAAAAUUCAGGAUUUGUAUGUGACCAGGAAUGACUGAAGAUUUUAAUGGAUGAGGUUUUUAUAAGGAGUAAACAAACCACCCAUAUUAAAAACUUGAGUUGGUUUUUAAUUGAAAGUUACCGCCUAUAAAUUCAUGCUUUUAACACUAGGAAUUCUCAGGCCUGGACCUUUUUUUCUUUUUGGUGCCAAAACCUGAGCUCCCGGUGCCCUUCUGAAAGGGGAGACGGGCAGUCUAGGUCCAGCCCUGACGCUGUGCUGAUGCCGGCCCAUGAGUGCCUUACCAUGGUCCUGGUGUCUGCACAGCCGUGCCUUUGUGCCAGGUGCCACAGGUUGACUGAUAGCUGAUUGAGCUUGUUGUUGCGCAGGUCCCCGUGGGCUAUGAUGCUGUUGAAGAAAGACAGGCCCAGCAAGCUCUGGCGCUUCAGGGCCUGGGGGGGUGUGGGGGAAGGGUGGAGAUGGUUACAGCCUUGCACUGGGGCUCAGGACAGGUCUAGCAAGGACCUUGUUCAUUCGCCAACUCUGCCCCAUCAGCCUACCCAUGCCAGAGCCCACGGUGGGCAUCAUGGUCAGCAGCUUAGCUGACUCAAAGGGCCUAAUGGAGGACUGGAUCAUGCCACAGUACCCCAGCCAACAAACAGGAGAGGAGGUGACACCUUGGUAAGGAGAAGCCACCUGCACGGGUCCUGCCCCAAAUGAAUCAGGCUACACAAAGACCUCGCCAAGAGUCUCCCAAGAUCCUUUCAACCACAUUUCAAUAUAGCAAGGGAAGAUUUUUUAAGAAAUUAAAAAAUUAUCUUCCUGGCAGGCUGUUGCAUAAUUCCUCAAUAAGGAUUCUAUCCCCCAGAGCUCAAUUCUCAAGGUUCUAACACCAGUCUGUUGAAGUCACAUCACUGGAGACCUGGGAGGACCGGCUUCGGAUAAGCAGUAUUACAGCUGGACCAGGCUGACCCCCGUCCUCCAGAGGCUUGAGAUAGGAGAAAGCUGCUUUUCCUGCGAGAACUGUCACUUCCAGGAAGUGGGGAGAGCCUGGCAGCCUUCCUGGCUCCACCACAGCCAACUUCGUAAGACUCCAGACAGAAAAGGGGCUGGCUCCUUCACGUGCCCACGGGGGACAAUUCUGGAAGCAGGCAUUCUAGCAGUGCCAGGGUACUGGGGUUUCCAACAGUGGGCCUCUGCUUGGCUUGGCUCCUGGGGUGACCACUGGAGGAUUCUGAGAGUUGUCCCUACUGAACUUUAUGUGGCGUUGGUAAAGGAUGUGUUCAAUUUCAGUUUGGUCUACCCAUAUUUUUCUAAUAAACACACACAUAGACACA